AUGUCAUCCACCCCCCGUCAAACCGUCCUCAUAACCGGCGCCAACACAGGCAUCGGCGAAGCCAGCGCCCGCGCCCUCGCCGCGAAGCACGCCUACCACGUAAUCAUCGGCGCGCGUAACCUCGCCGCCGGGCGUGCCGUCGCCUCGUCCCUGACCGCGCAGGGCCUGCACGCCUCGGCCGUGCACCUCGACCUCGCCGACCAGGCGUCGAUCGAAGCGGCCGCGAAGACCAUCGAGACGGACCACGGCGGGAAGCUCGACGUCCUGGUCAAUAACGCGGGUGUGCUGACGGAGACGGAUCCGAGCGCGGCCGGGCUGACGCUGCGGCAGCGCUUCGAGCGUACUUUUGUGCCGAAUGUAUUUGGGGCCGUGUGCGUUACGGAGGCGAUGUUGCCGCUGCUCCGCAAAGCCCCCGUCCCGCGCAUCGUCUUCGUAUCCUCGCGCAUGGGCUCCCUAGCCAACGCGCAGGACCCGGGCGCCGCGUUCCACGACGACGACUUCCGGUCGUACGACUGCAGCAAGGCGGCGCUGAACCUGCUGGCGCUGAACUACGCGCGCAUGCUGCGCGACGCCGGCGGGCUGGUCAACGCCGUCUGCCCCGGGGUGGUGAGCACGCGGAUCAACGGCUUCAUGGAGGGGGCGGCAGCGGUCGAGACCGGAGCUGAGAGGAUCGUGGAGAUGGCGACGUUGGGGGCCGGAGGGCCGACGGGGACGUUUUCGGAUCGGAAGGGCGAGAUUGCUUGGUGA
Molecule: messenger RNA, 747 nt
Organism: Anthostomella pinea
Lineage: Eukaryota; Fungi; Ascomycota; Sordariomycetes; Xylariales; Xylariaceae
Source: the annotation of a GenBank genome assembly